AUGCAGCCGAGCGCAGAGGUCAACCAACGGCUCGCCAGGAUCUCCGCUCACCUCUGCACCGAAUUCCCCCGGGUAUUUCUUUCUUAUUCCUUGCAGGCCCACCUUCUGAUUUACGGUCUGAAGUCUGCUGAGAGGCACACUUUUUUGCGUUCGUACGUUUAGGUUGCUCCUCUUGCUUCUCCUUUGCAAUCUUGUAUGUUUGUUCCGGAUUCAUACAGCCGAGAGGGUGGCUUUGCCUCACAGUCAUCUUUUAUUAUCUCUACAAUUGAGCUCAAUUUCACCGGAUUUCUGAGAAUCGUUUGAUUUUUCAUAUAAAAGAUGAGAUGAACAAAUUAGUUUCGUUUUUGUAGUUGUGCAAGCUUAUUGAUCUUCUGUUGUUAAUUGGUGUAUCUUUUGGCAUUGGGUAUUACUUGUUGUCACCCACCCUGAUUUGCAAUCACCAAUGUUUUAUUUUCAUUCGAUUUUAGUGCUGUAUAUGUUCCCGUCUUCCGUUUUCUAUCUUCUCGCUUUACGUUUCAAUUCAUGACUUACUAGGAUUCGAUCAUUCUAACGAGAAUGCUCUGAUUUUUCUAUGAUUAAAUAUCCUCGUUUAAUCGAAUAUACAGUUUUUCAUAGUGUUGGUGGAAGCAUCAUCUCAAAUCCUUUCUCUUUUUUUUUGGAUAUCUAAAGUCAGAUAUGAUUUGGACCUUUUGAAUUGAUCAGUGUAGAAGAUAUUAAAACCAUUCUUCUUUCAGUGGAUGAGACUGAAAUUCUUUGCGGAUUUUUGAAAAUAUUAGGUUGGAGAGAGUUCAUUGACUCAGAGCAACUGUCGAGCCAAAGGGGGGGCACCCGGUUUCAAGGUUGCUGUAUUGGGUGCAGCAGGGGGCAUAGGGCAGUCCCUGUCACUUCUGAUGAAGAUAAACCCACUGGUUUCAGUCCUCCAUCUCUAUGAUGUUGUCAACACUCCUGGAGUCACAGCCGACAUCAGUCACAUGGAUACCGGUGCUGUGGUAAUCUCUUGAUUCCUAACUUUCACUUUUCAGCAAAAUCGUAUUGAUCAUGUUCCUCAUUCAUUUUUUUUCAUCUUUGUUUUUAAAUUGUAUACCAUAAACUUCAUCUUGAGGCUAACAUAAUCUUCAUAAUGGUAUCUUCCUGUCUAGAUGUUGAAGAAUUCUUUCGUUUCAAUAUGCAGGUCAGGGGAUUUCUAGGCCAGGCCCAGCUGGAGCACGCACUGACGGGGAUGGAUCUUGUAAUAAUUCCAGCUGGCGUUCCAAGGAAGCCCGGAAUGACCCGGGACGAUCUGUUCAAGAUCAAUGCUGGGAUCGUCAGGACACUGUGUGAGGGAAUUGCCAAGUGCUGCCCCCAUGCGAUCGUGAACUUGAUUAGCAAUCCGGUGAACUCCACUGUUCCAAUCGCAGCAGAGGUUUUCAAGAAGGCCGGUGUCUAUGAUCCCAAGCGACUAUUGGGUGUGACAACUCUCGAUGUUGUGAGAGCCAACACCUUUGUGGUGAGCAUUGGACCUCCUCUGGCAUCUACUCCAGACAUCUUAUUAUAUUCUUCAUUUGAACUUACAUGAAGAACAUUGGGGAUUUUGGCUGGAUGAUCAUUGUUUUUAUUCAUGUCUACUCUGCUAUUUUCUAUUUUUUCAGGCGGAAGUACUGGGAGUAGACCCGAGGGAGGUCAAUGUUCCUGUUGUUGGCGGUCAUGCAGGUGUUACAAUUUUACCACUUUUGUCACAGGUUGGAAACUCCUCUCUCUCUCUCUCUCUCUCUCCUCUCUCUCAGUAAUCAUCUGCGUUUCUAUGCUAAUUGGAGGUUUUACACAGGUGAAGCCCCCUAGUUCAUUCACUGCAGAGGAAAUCAGCUAUUUAACUGAUCGCAUACAAAAUGGAGGAACAGAGGUUGUCGAGGUGAGGGUUUUUACUUUCCUCAUUUUUUUAGCUAGUAGUAGAAGAGCUCAUUCACAAUCAUCAUCUUCUCAAUUCUAUUUAUUUCUAUACUUAUUACUCGUAACCUUGGACUACAUACUGGAAAUUUUCACUAUGCUAAGUUAAGAGAAUAGCAGGGGACUCGUAAAUAGCAUUUCACCACCAGUAUCAGGAGUCGUUAGACGUCCCCUUUUAUGAAUUUAUCUCAGGGGGAUCUUAAUUCCAACCCCUGAAAUAAUAAUAAACUUACAGAUUCCCUCUCCAUUAAAAGCUUAUCGAUUUUGAGCCUUCUGCAGCAACAUCAUGCAAUGUUUCUGAGGGAAGCAUCAAAGAAAUAGGACAAUUGCGCUUAUUUUCCUAUAAGUAGGUGGCUUGAUGCUGCUGAGAAUGAGAAUCCAUGAGAGAAAACUGAUCCAUUUUCCUUCUGUUUCAGGCAAAAGCUGGGGCCGGCUCUGCAACACUCUCAAUGGUCAGUGACUCAUCCCUGUUCCCAUCAGUUCAUCUUCUCAAUCCUCUUUACACAAACCCAUCUUCUGGAAUUUUCCCAAAAUGAAACAUUCUAAAACCACACGCAGGCAUAUGCUGCUGCUAAAUUUGCUGAUGCAUGCUUGAGGGGAUUGAGGGGCGACGCAGGGAUUGUAGAAUGCUCCUUUGUUGCCUCUCAGGUGAUCUUCUCCCAGCGGCACCUUCUCUAGUGUUUUUUGUCAUUCUCUCUCUCUAUGGUUCUUUGCUGAGGUGUCCUUUGGCCAUGCUGCAGGUCACCGAGCUGCCUUUCUUCGCCACAAGAGUCCGGCUGGGGCGUGGUGGAGCUGAGGAGAUAUUCCCUCUUGGCCCCCUGAAUGAGUAUGAAAGGUAAACGAUUUCCAUCUUCAUGAUUGAUGGGGACCCGACCAUAUAUAUAUAUAUAUAUAUAUAUAUAUAUGCGUAAGUUUUUAUGUACCCAUUAUUGGGAUCGAUUGACUUUCAAUACCCGUUGACCUUGGACCCCUAAUCUGAUGUAAUCUUGUCAUUCAUAUCCGCUGCAAAGUCUUCAAAGUCUUCUUUGGGUUGGUGAUUGACAGGGCGGGGUUGGAGAAAGCGAAGAAGGAGCUGGCCGGGAGCAUUGACAAGGGGGUCUCUUUCAUCAGGAACUGA
Molecule: messenger RNA, 3040 nt
Organism: Spirodela intermedia
Lineage: Eukaryota; Viridiplantae; Streptophyta; Magnoliopsida; Alismatales; Araceae
Source: the annotation of a GenBank genome assembly